CGCCUCCAACCAACAUAAGCCAGAGACAGAGCCUCGAGGAUCCCAUCUUGUGAGUGCUUCUGAGAAGAUGUCCUGCUGUGGUGGCAACUGCGGAUGCGUCUCUGGCUGCAACUGCGGCAGUGGCUGCGGAGGCUGCAAGAUGUACGCCGACUUGGGCGGGGAGCGUAGCACCAACACUGCAGGAAUCGUCGACCUUGGCGCCGCAACCCAGAAAGGGCGAAUUGAUGGGCACGAGGUGGCGGACGGGUCUGAGAGUGGAGGCUGCGACUGCAACAAAUGCAACUGCGGUAGCAGCUGCAGCUGUGCUUGCUGCGGCUGUAACUGAGGCUUUCAAGAGCCAAUGGAGGCCAUGCUCUACUUCUUAAGUGACAUUUAAUAUCAUAUGUGAGAGGGCAUGGCCAAAUCUAAAUAAGAGGAGUAUAAGCAGAGCUGUAUCGACUUUUAUCAUGAAUGCUAUUUCUCCUUAAGUAGCACUAAA
Musa acuminata subsp. malaccensis (wild Malaysian banana) is the source of this 478-nucleotide messenger RNA. Its product is annotated as metallothionein-like protein 2C. Gene Ontology annotation, molecular function: metal ion binding. NCBI's taxonomy places the organism in Eukaryota, Viridiplantae, Streptophyta, Magnoliopsida, Zingiberales, Musaceae. The record is from RefSeq and is a predicted model, not a curated record.